This is a messenger RNA of Sitodiplosis mosellana (orange wheat blossom midge), 1269 nucleotides long. RefSeq lists its product as uncharacterized. The coding region runs from base 1 to 1269 and encodes 422 amino acids. Lineage: Eukaryota; Metazoa; Arthropoda; Insecta; Diptera; Cecidomyiidae. Gene Ontology annotation, biological process: neurogenesis. Gene Ontology annotation, cellular component: cytosol. The transcript has a single exon. Gene Ontology annotation, molecular function: protein binding. The record is from RefSeq and is a predicted model, not a curated record.
AUGUUCUAUGGUCCGGCCAAGCAAGAAGGUGACAUUCCAAUCGUCGACUCAACUCCCGAGGCGUUCAAGGAGUUUUUGCAAUUCUUCUACCUUGGAACGGUAAAAUUGACGGCGGAUAAUGUGGCCGAUGUCUGGAACCUCGGCAAACAAUACAUGGUCGACGAUUGUUGCAUGGCUAGUUCGAAUUUCUCUGAGGAAACACUUACAUUGGACAACAUGUGCUGGGGAUUUGAACUGGCCAUUCUCUUCGAACAAGAUCGUUUGAUGAAGUUAUGUGAACAGAAAAUCAGCGAGAACCCGAAAGAAAUAUUCAAGUCGAAUGGCUUUCUGACAUGUGGAUCAAAUGUCUUGGCUCGCAUCCUACAGUUGGAAUCACUGAACUGUGAUGAAUCGAUGGUGUUUGAUGGAUGUGUGGCAUGGGCUAAAGCUGCCUGCAUUCAGAAGGGAUUGGACGAAACGAAUAUGCAGAAUCUACGCAACCAGUUGGGUGACCUGUUCUACGAGAUCCGUUUUGGCGAUAUGACGGCCGAAAAAUUCUUCAUGCGUUAUCGUGCAUAUGAAAAAAUGUUUUCAACAGAGGAGUGCAAAGAUAUUUUCGGAAUGAUCGCAUCAAUGGAUUAUCAACCACCGAAAUUCAAUCGGAAUGCACGCAUGGCGGUCCUAAAGCUGAACAAAAACACUGAUCAGCUCAUUUGUGAUCGAAUUGACCCAACUUGCUUGGACCACAAAAUAUAUCCUUUUCAAAAUUCGCGAGAUGAUACUGUUUUUUCAUCCAAUUGUGCACUACUUCUGAAAGCAAUUCAAUGUAAUGAACUGUUUCAUUCCGAAUUUGAAUGUAAUAAAUCUACAUCAAAUGCAGCACAUUCUACAAAUACCAUACCAGCUGAAAUGAAUGUGAUCGAACUUUCAAAUGAACGUUGUAAUGGGGAAAGGAAUGGAAGGUACAUUGGAAACAACAAUAAGAUAAUUUAUGAUGCACAAGUGAUUCUUCAUUCAUCGCAUGGAACCAUUGUCCACCUUUCAACACCAAUCGUCAUUCGACCAGAUCUGAAGUAUAAUAUUACUUUUAAAUUUAAUUUUGAUGGCUGCUACACUUUGAUGACCAUGAAGCCCAAGGUACAAAUGGAACAAGGCGUUGAAAUUGAAUUCCACAAGAUGAAUGCAUGGUAUCAUUUAAGUCAAGGAAAUUCAAUUCGUUCAAAUAGAAUCCGUACAACUGUUGAUCAAGGACUAGUCAAACAAUUGAUCUUCGUGAAAUCUGAAGAAUAA